GUUUGAAGGUUCAUAUAAUGUCAGCUUUUUAAACAACUCUUAUUUAAAAAAGUAAUGAUCGGCCCAACCAUUCCAGAACAUUUAUUGAAAAAGAAAAGUAUUGAAUCAGAGAUUACGAUCUCUGACGAAGAAGAUGACAGACAUAUUGGACCACAGAUUCCUCAAGACAUCUUGCAAAAAAGACAACAAAAUAAAGCGGUAAACAGUCAUGCAGCGAUCGGUCCACAAAUACUAGAAGACCUUGUUGAACAAAAGAAUGAACAAUUCGACAAAAUGAAUGACACAUGUAACGACUAUACAAAAAAGACAGAAGCAGCCAGCAGGAAGAAGAAGACAGCCUAUUGGCCCCAGUUUACCCAGUGAAUUUAUUACUUCACAAGAAGAAGAAGAAGUUAUUGGACCAUCUUUGCCCAAAGACUAUAAUCCUGAAGAAGAAGCAAAGUAUUCUGCUAUUCAAGCUAUUGAAGAGCGGGUGCGUUUAAGUAAAGCAGCAAUGGAAAAGAAAGAUGAAAAGCCAAAAGUAGAGCGACCUGAGUGGAUGAUAGCGCCUCCUGAGAUAGAUUAUUUAAAGAAUGCUAAUUCGUCGCGAUCAAGACAGUUUUCAAAUAAAGAUGUUGGUGAAAUUGAUUCUAGUAGUUGGACAGAUACACCUGCAGAGAAAGAACGUAAACGGAAAGAAGGAACUUUGGGAAAACGAAAAGCAGAAGAACCAAUUGUGUAUUCGUCACAAGAUAUUGAAAGAAGGAGAGCGAUUGAAGAAUACAAUAUGAAAACAAGACCAAUGUCGCUAUUGGAAAUACAUCGACAGAAAAAGAAAAAGUCAAAAGAAACACCUGAGGAUGUAUCAAAGAGACCCUUUGAUAGAGAAAAGGACUUGCUGGCGCCAAAAAGAAUGGAUAGCAAACAAAAGAAAGAACUGCUGAGGCAGUCUGGUGAACUGAACUCAAUGUUUGGCCAUGGUAAAAGUUCAUUCUUAUAAUAAAAAUCUCAGCCUUUGUUGUUGUCCAAUAAGAAAUAAUCAAAGGGCAACCGAUAAAAAAAGAAACGAACAGAACACUUUAAUUUUCUCCUUUUUUUUUUCCAGAC
Messenger RNA from Rhizopus microsporus ATCC 52813, 1086 nucleotides. RefSeq lists its product as uncharacterized. The record is from RefSeq and is a predicted model, not a curated record. The coding region runs from base 278 to 979 and encodes 233 amino acids. Lineage: Eukaryota; Fungi; Mucoromycota; Mucoromycetes; Mucorales; Rhizopodaceae. The transcript has 5 exons.